Nylanderia fulva is the source of this 1207-nucleotide messenger RNA. RefSeq lists its product as uncharacterized. The record is from RefSeq and is a predicted model, not a curated record. Lineage: Eukaryota; Metazoa; Arthropoda; Insecta; Hymenoptera; Formicidae.
GCAAAGUACCGUCGAGACAACAGUCCGAUUUGUCGUGUGCCUAUCUCCCCGUGUAUUGAAAACGAAUUUCGACGGAACGCACGACGAAGAUGGCCGGCACGGGAAGCGGUGACGCCGGUGGUUGCUGCUCGUCGAUUAUGAAGAAACUCGGCCUCCAACCCGUCACGCGAUGCAGCCUCGCCAAGUUCUACGUGCCGGCACUCGGCGCCGCCUCGUAUACGGCGAUGUCCGUCAAUGUCAUGAAUCCGAGUCUCGUCAUCAAAGUAUUCCCAAAGAGAGACAUUACAAACGUCUUGCUGGUUGGCACUCUAGUUGGAACUGGAUCAUACAUCUACACACGUGAGCACAUAAAGACUGCGCCACAGUCCGUAAGAGUUUUGUACAGUGUUACCGGGGCGGUAUUAUUGAGUUUGGGAUCUGUCUUAUUGUGGGCAGUGAUACGUUCCGUAGUGCCACCAAGUCCAGCCUGUUGUACGAUAGCUGGUAUCGGCACUGGAGUGGCAUUUCUUAAAAUUGGCUCGAGCUAUCUCGAGUUUGUCGACAACCAAGUAGCGAAAAAGUAGGCUGUUUUUGUUAUGUACUUUCUGUUUUUGCCUCUUUUCUAUUUCAAAUUUGUAUUUUAAAUUAUUACGAGAGGAAAUUGCAUUGAAACAAAAUGAUACAUCUAAAAGUAUCGUUGAAUUUCAACUGAAAUUUUUACAGACGUAAAUUAUUCGCGAAAAUAUUAUCCUUUUCACCUAAGAAUUUUCUAUUUACGCGAGAUUUCUUCUAAGAAAAUAAGAAGAAGAUGAGUCGAUAUUUUUAUGAAAACUCGAAUCGUCACAUUGCACAUGCGCUGUCAACAAUUUCAGUGUUGUCGAAAUUUUUUGCACAUUAGUGAAUGUGUCGAACAUUCGCUACUCUUUUCUCUCUCUCUCUCUCUCUCUUUCUCUCUCUGACGCUCAUCGUCGCUUUAUACCUGACAAUGUUACCGAAAUCGGAUGAAUCGUUAACACAAAUUAUUUACACAAGAUAUAUUUUGCAAUAUGCACGUAUUUUGGGAACUUCUAGGGAAGAUCCCGCAUAAUUCCGGAUCGUUUCGAAAACCCGGAAAAUAUGUGCAUACGCAUAUGUUUUGUAAACGAUACAGCAUUCGCAUAAGGAUGCAUCGUCAUGUAGAUAACUGUCACCAUAAAUAUAUUCGAAUAUACGAAGAGUGUGACACGAA